GACCAUCGCGCGCAUUGUAUACAUACCAAUGAGAAGUUCAGACCCCUCUCAGAUGAAUUUUAGGUUAUCGUCGCCAGGAACAUUGAUUUGCAUGGGUUGAAACAUGCAAAUCCCUUGCUCAGGAUCCCUGAAGGAGGGUCUCGAUUUUAUGGCGAUUGCCGUGUCAGCACCUUGCGACCCCAGGGGCUUUGGAAACAGGGAAUCCCAAUGCGGUCAACGGGUUCUUGAUUCGAGUUGGCGUAAGCCGCACAUCGCAACCCCGCUCUGCCUCAGCCUGCUUGUUUCAACGCUGCGAUCUCCCAAGGGCAGCAUACAGAUAUUUCGACGAUCACUACAAAAAAGAGAAUUAGGAAAACCAGCUACUCAACCGAUCGACCUCGAAACCUGCCGGCUUUUGCAGAUAGAAGGAGGCUUGCUGGAGAUCAGGAAGACAGAUCGUCUACAUUACAACCCGCCGUUCGAAUUCUCAGCUGGUGGGUUCAAUAACAUGCCUCCCUCAUAUCGCGUAUGUACGUACGUUAAUGCGCAAGUACAAUACAUAUGUAUACGCCGAGCAAGCAAUGUUCAACCAAGAUACGGAUACCUUGCUUACUACGAUAAGUAACGCGAGCUACCACAGAAUAGCAGCAGUUGAGUCGUCGCACAGCCUCGCACAAGACUCAAGGGAACAGUUACGUGCAUGUAAUGUUGGUACGGUUCAAUACGCUUUCGGUCCUUCGGCUGCUUGGGAGUCGGAAGGCGGAAGGCGGUUGACUGUCGUGCUCACCGAGCCGUUUCAACGAGCCCGGGGAUGGUCAAUGACUCGAUGUUAAGUCCGGCCCACAGGUUCUUCUCCUGUACGACUCAGGUACCCGGCCUGCCCCUGGAGUCCUGUUCACUCUAGAAACAUGUAUCCGUCAAGGUCACUCAAACGGACCAUUGAACGCCAGAGUUUCGAGGCAAUGCUAAGAUCGUACUCCAGAUACAUAACGAAAUGCGGGCCAUUUCGUCAGUAGCCGGUUGCGGUUGAGGCCAAUCGAUUCAUUAGAAACGCUGGACAUCUGGAAC
Messenger RNA from Canariomyces notabilis, 1047 nucleotides. RefSeq lists its product as uncharacterized. The record is from RefSeq and is a predicted model, not a curated record. The transcript has a single exon. The coding region runs from base 104 to 604 and encodes 166 amino acids. NCBI's taxonomy places the organism in Eukaryota, Fungi, Ascomycota, Sordariomycetes, Sordariales, Chaetomiaceae.